Molecule: messenger RNA, 339 nt
Organism: Raphanus sativus (radish)
Lineage: Eukaryota; Viridiplantae; Streptophyta; Magnoliopsida; Brassicales; Brassicaceae
Product: defensin-like protein 295
Exons: 2
Coding region: 1-339 (112 amino acids)
Source: RefSeq, a predicted model, not a curated record
AUGGCAUCAAAUAUCACAUUCGUCGUUCUUCUUGCUUUCGUUCUCGCUUGUGCAAUGCCAAUGAGUAUUCCGAAAGCAGGAGCUCAGCUUUUUCUUCCAUGCAAAACAACAAAAGAUUGUGAAUACUAUUACUGCUCGAGCGGGAGACCUCUAUGCGUAAGCACGCAAUGCCAAUGUACAAUUUCAUCAACUCAUGAAGCAAGACUUGACGACAUAAAAACGAAGAAGAAUAAUGCCAAGGCAUGCAAGUUGACCACAGAUUGUGAUCCUCGUAUGAAAUUUACUUGUGCCUCGAGAUCUUAUAUGUGUUUUGAUGGUCUUUGUACUUGCACAAAUUAA